Chara braunii is the source of this 9745-nucleotide messenger RNA. NCBI's taxonomy places the organism in Eukaryota, Viridiplantae, Streptophyta, Charophyceae, Charales, Characeae. The record is from the annotation of a GenBank genome assembly.
AGGGCAGACUUGCAUUUGAGAGCUAUUCCGACCGACGGAAUGUGACCGUAAUUACGGGCACGUACAUCAUUUUAAGUCCUUGUGCAACAGGGUAUACAGGGGGAGCUCGUCCUUGGGAAAAGGAGUUUCACGCCGAUUUUUUUCCCCUCUGAGGUUUCACUCUACAGGUGCGGGGAUUUGACACACACAUCUGCGGUGCGAGGCACAGAAGGAAGGAAAGCAAUGGCCAACUCUUGUUUCUGAACGAUUUACACACCACUCGUGCUCCGUGAACUCAGCUCGCGCACAGAAGAAUCCCUACAAGAAGGGAACGGAACUUGUCAUCCCAAUUGGAGAGGCGCGCGCUCUGCAAUGACGCUCGUCCCGCCGCUCGAUCCAUCAAACUCAAAGGCUGCGCGUCUGGCAAUGGACGCUUGCUUGGCUGCCACGGACGACGGAGCCUACCAAUGAACACAAGUUGUCUACAUGCACUCAAAGACAAAGACAUGCGUUUCUGAAUCUCUCUCUCUCUCUCUCUCUCUCUCUCUCUCUCUCUCUCUCUCUCUCUCUCUCUCUCUCUCUUUCUCUGUCUUUUUGUGCGUGCGUGCGUGCGUGCGUGUGUGUGUGUGUGUGUGUGUGUGUGUGUGUACAUACGUAGUGUUUGUUGCAUAUGUAUGUGUAUAUGUAUAUGUACUUGUUGUACGUGUCGACUGCAUGGGGAGGGUCUGUGCCGUCGGCCGUCACUCGCUCGGGCGGAGGAGUUCAAAAAUGGGGCGGCGGCCAACAAGUGGGUUUUGAGCGGGGGAGCGAGCGAGCCAGCAAACAACGAGAGCGUGCGUGCGUGAGUGAGGAGGCGGCGGGAUGAAGAGAUGUCAUUGCUGAGGGGCUUCUGCAUCGAUUAGCUGGCAAACAACAGCCUCUCCGCUUUCCCCCAACUCCGCCCCCCCUCCUCCCAUGCGAGCGCCAUGGAAAACUUGAAUCUGCGCGCCGGCCGGCAGUUUUCGAUGCGGGUGAUGCGACUCCAACUACGUUGGUAUGACCUGUUGAGUAUGGGUGUGGAUGGUCAAUAGAUGGAAGAGUGAAAAGUGAGUGAGCGUUUUGAUCGUUGGUUAAGUACAACCUGCCGUCGACGGAUGGACAAACAGACGGACGGACGGACGGACAGAAGGAAGGAAGGACGGAAGGCUGGUGUUUAAGAAGGAGAGAAUCGCUGUAGCAGCAUGGUUGCAGUAAGAGAGAAAGGAAAAGGUGGAACUGAACGGAGUGUGGAUUGUAACGAGAAUAGGGUCAGGUGGGGAAGUAGUAGCGUUGGGGUUACCUUUCAUGUGCCUGUCUUAGAAGGAGGAGAAGGACGAGGAGGAGGAGUAGGAGGAGAAGAAUCAGGGAGUUUUAAGCCGGGCGGUGGAGGAGGAAGCUUGAUAUGCAAUGGGACUGUCGAGAAAGACGAACGGAUGAGAGUAGGAGAGAGAAGCGAGAGUCGAAGCCAGAGCUGGGCUGACGACACAGAGGCGGGUGUGAUUGAUUGACAGAAAGUACGAUCGAAGGAGGUGAAGACGAUUGAUAGAUUUAUACCCGAGAGAGAGCGAGAGCGAGAGCGAGAGAGAGAUUGUGUAUGUGUGUGUGUGUGUGUGUGUGUGUGUGNUGUGUGUGUGUGUGUGUGUGUGUGUGUGUGUGUGUGUGUGUGUGAGAGAGAGAGAGAGAGAGAGAGAGAGAGAGAGAGAGAGAGAUGCAUGAAGGUUACGUGAGCGGGCGGACGAGGGGGCAAGAGGAAUUGCUUGGAUCGUUGGAAUUGUAGGGGGGGUGUUCGCUGUCGCGGGAAGAGCAGGAGGAGGGCGGGGAAAGGAGGCAUAUUCAUCAAUCCACCGGGUUGGUGAGGCGAAAACGAUGAUGCGAACCUGCAACGUAACCAUAAUGGAGGGCGCCGGUGCGGGCGAGGGAGGAGGAGGAGGAGGAGGAGGAGGAGGAGGGAGAGCGGAGGCGACCUCGGCGGCGAUGUAUCAUCACGCGUUCCCCAUGAUCGACAAGAGGAAGUCGCCCCAUGUGUACCACAAGCCGGAGUGCAGGUGUGUGGUUUGCGUGCAACGACGAAAGAAAGAGGGGAGAGAGGAGGUGGAGGCGAUUGACUCGUCGUCGCGACUGGCAUCAUCGCUUAUGCAUCGGCAAGAAACGGGACGGGAGAGAGAAGAUGCGGAGGCGCGACAGGGAGGAGGUGAGGGGGUGGGAGGAGGAGGAGGGAUGGGGAGGGGUGGUCGCGACUGGAAUAACAGUAAUUUUUACGGCGGUAAUAAUGCUAAUACUAAUAAUAGUAAUAACAGUGGAGGCGGGAGAAGGUUUGACGGUCGCAUGAUUGGAGGAGAAAGAGAAAUGGAGAGGAUUCCUUCUCGGAUGGGCAGCGGCGUGCACGGCGGCGGCGAGGGGGGAGGGCGGGGCCUUGCUAAUCUUUCCUCCGCUCACCUGGAAGUUACUGGCGGCGGCGACAGAGGAGACGGUCCAGGAGAAGGAGGGAGACGCCAAGAGAAAAUAAGGGAAAGGGAACUGGAAGAGGAGGAAGAAGAAGACGAUGAUGAUGAUGAGGAGGGGGAGGAGGGGGAGGACGACGAGGAGGAGGACGACGUGGCAGAGGUUGAGGAAGGGGACUGCCAGCGUGUCAUGAUUGUGCGGGGGGAGAAGGGUGUAGUUGUGGAGCAAGGGAAGGGGGCUGGGCGAGGGUGGGAGAUGCAGGGGGUGGAGCACGAGGGGAGGGAGGGGGGGGAGGAGGGGAUGGUGCAGUUGCGGGAGCGUCAGCGGGAGCACUUCCGCCUCGGGGGAGGCGAGCGCUUCCGCGCGGUGCGAGGAGUGAAUGCUCGCGAGGGCGGGGGGAGCAAUCACGGCAUGGUGGAGUUUUACGCUCGCGAUCCGCCGCCGCCGCCGUCAGCGCCGCAGCCGCAUUUUUCAGUCGGCGGCCAUGAUCGAGGAGGCGGAGGAGCCGGCGGAGGAGGAGGGGGAGCAGGGGGAGGAGGAGGAGGAGUAGGAGGAGGGGGAUGGAGAAGAACGAAGAAACAGAAGAGAAUGGACUCAGAGGCUGCCACUUUCGCGGUGGGCUCGUUGACGCUCAAAAAAAUGAAGGAUGUCCACGUGGACAGAGGCGGAGGGCUCCACGUGUCACCACAGCCUACUGGGGUCGUGCCAGCUGUGCCGAAGAUGCAGCUGACAGGCGCAGCAGGGGGGCCAACCUCAGCAGCGGCAGCAGGUGGAGGGGGAGGGGGAGGAGGGGGAGGAGGAGGACAGUCUGUGGAGCCGGAAGCAAAGGGAGGAGAGGGACGUGAGGAGGAGAGAGGAGAAGAGGGAGGAGCUUAUGGGGAUGGAGCGGAAGGGGGAGUCAAAUGGAAAGCGCGGAUCACAACUGGUCGAGAUCCCAUUCGUGAGGCUGAGUCCGAGGGAGGUGGGGAAGGAGCAAUCCAGCCGGCGCCUCCACGCCUUGGGACCUUAAUGCCCAUUCCCAGGGAGUUCCAGUGGUACCGUGAGGAGAAGGGGGAGCUGCCAGACGGGCGGAGGUAUCGAAACUUCAUCGUCCGCACAAGAGAUGGAAGGGAGAAAUUUGCAGCUACUGCUAUGUCAGCAAGCAGCAAGUCUACAUUUGUGUAUACAUCAUCGACAGAGUUUGGGCAGGUCACAUUUCAAAAUUCCCAGGAGGCGGGCGGAUGGCUUGGGGUCAGUAUCCGGGGCAGGCCGGUUGAAGGUCUGCGAAAGAGGAUCUGUGUGCCAUACGAGCAAAGGGCUAUGGCAGAAGAAGGGGAUGUUCUUGACCAGCGGGAAGAGGGAGCCUUACUAUUAUCAGCACCAGCACCGACAACCGCACCAACGCCAGCACCAGCAUCAACUGCAGCUGCUGUUCCAGUGGCUGCAGCGACUAUGGACAUUGAAGCAACAGGAGCUGAACAGCGACACAUUGAUGAUAAUCACCACUUCCACUUUGAUGGAGUGCAACAAUCUGAUGGACUCUGGAUCCCCAAGGCCACCGAACUAAAGCGUCGGCUUGAGGAGCUCCUGAGACUGGGUUUCAUUAAACCCAACAACUCCCCGUGGGGUGCACCCGUCCUCUUUGCUCGCAAAGCGGAUGAAACUCUCCGUCUCUGCAUUGAUUUUCGCGGCCUUAACCGCUACACGGUUAAGAACAGCUACCCCAUGCCUCGUGCCGAAGAGUUGUUCGACCGCCUAGCAGGCAACCGCUUCUUUACGAAGAUUGAUCCUCGUAGCGGUUACCAUCAGAUCCGCAUCGCUGUAGAGGAUCCGCCGAAGUCCGCCUUUCAGUUGCGCUUCGGCCACUAUGAGUUCACAGUGAUGUCAUUCGGCCUCACCAAUGCACCCGUCACCUUCCAGAGGGCGAUGAACGAUAUCUUUAGGGACAACCUUGACGAAUACGUUCUCGUAUACCUGGACGACAUCCAGGUCUACAACCGUACCUUAGAAGACCAUCUUAGACACCUCCGCGAUGAUGGGAAGAAGUUGAAACCGAUUGAGUACAUGAGUAAGAAGAUGCCAUCUAAGAAAGUGACAAAGUCCACCUAUGAAAGGGAACUCUAUGCUCUCUACAAGGCACUUGUCCAUUGGAGACAUUUUCUGUUGGGACGGUUCUUCUAUUUGAGUACUGACCAUCAGACACUGAAAUGGAUCAAGACUCAACCGGCUCUUUCUGAUGCACUCAAGCGAUGGAUUGAGGUCAUAGAUCAAUAUGACUUCAAGCUUGAGUAUCUGAAGGGAGAGUACAACAAGGUUGCAGAUGCGCUAUCACGUAGGGCAGACUACCUAGGGGCGCUAGUUUUUGACUUUGGUGUAUCGGAAGAAGUAACUCAAUCAUUGGUGGGAGCCUAUCAGGAAGACCCUGUCACGAUGGACAUCAUGCGCAAACUUCAGGCAAAAGACAAGGCCACGGAAAGUGAGUUUGUGAUGGUGGACGGGUUUCUCUAUCUUGAUAAGGCCGAAGUUAAAAGCAGUACCGGCGUUAGUCCUAAUCAGCUACACUUGGGAUGGAAGCCUAGAUCAGCUCUAGACUUCCUCCUACCUGAAAACCGAUCCUCUGCAACUCCAGGCACACUUGAGUAUGAUGUGCAGUAUGAGAAGUUGCUGCAGCAAGCUGUUGAGCAUAUCAAGAAAGCUCAGCAAGCAAUGAUUGGUUCUGAGAACAAGCGUCGACGACAGUCCUCAUUUCAGUGUAGAGUAGACACAAGGGGUGGUACUAGUACCAAGCCCUACACAAAGGAGCAAGAGGAGGAGGCUGCGAGGAUCUUGGCUGAGCAGAAGGCCAAGAAAGAGGAGGUUGUGAAGCAGGCCAAGAAGUUGGCCUUGUUGCAAGAGCAGGCCGAGAAAAAAAAGUUGGAGGAGGAAUUGGAAAGGAUGAAAAAAGAGGAAGAAAAGUUGAAAGCACCGGAAGUAGAAGAAGAAGAAGAAGAAAAGAAGGUGGAAGAAGAAGAGCCCCUGAUCAGUAGAAGCAUCAGGGACAUAGGAGAGUCGAGUCGCACGAAGGAGGGGAGCUUGUGGUUAGAGAAGAAGGUCUUUGAAUGGGUUGCUAACCUGUCUCUGGGAGAAGAGGAGGCAAUGUUAUAUGUCCCCAGGGACAAACAGGAGGCGGUCGUUAAAGAAUGGGAAGCUGAGGAAGAUCCUCUCAAACGGCAAACAAUAGAGGAGGAGAAGAAGUUGGAGUGGAAGUUGCGUUUGACCAGAGAGAAGAAGAAGAGGAUGGAGGAGGCAAGUAAGGCGGCAAAAGAACUGGAGGAGGUGAAGGCAGAGGGAGCAGAUGGAAGCACAGGCAGAUUGGCAAGGGAAAAUGGAGGCACCAUAGAGGGCGCAAAGUUGGCUGCACCAAAAGAGGAGGAAGCACGUCCCCGUAGAGAGCCUGUUAAGGUGAAGUUCCCCGAUUCCUAUAGUGGGAAGAAGGAGGAGAACUUCAAUAAUUGGGAGGCCAAUGUGAACUCCUACGUGCACCUGCAAAAGAUAUCUCCUGAUGAACAUGUCCUCGUAGCCUUCCAUGCUCUCAAAGACGAAGCAGCAAACUUCGCCAGGUCUCUGUGUCGCGCUGCUAAUUGCAAUAAUGAUAUGGUUGCCUAUUCGGUGUUCACCCCUCUCAGUGAGUUCCUGAAAUUAUUGCGUGAAAGGUUUGCAGAUGUCACACGAAGUGUCAGAGCUUCUGACAAACUGCAAACCAUUCAUUCCCGCCAGUGGAGGAGUGCCAGGGGACUCAAGGGCGUAAUGGAUGAGUUGGUCGUCGUCCCUGAUCAUGGGGUCACUGAGAUCCUGUUAGUCAACCUAUUUUAUCGUGCCAUGCCCGAGCCUUUGCGCGGACGCUUCUUUGAGAAGAGUAGGGAGUCUACCAUGACCUACGAUACCCUGAGUAUGGAAGUGGUAGCAUAUGAUGUCAAUUUUCGCUUUCUGGCACAAGGACUUGGACAAGGGCAAAAAGUGGAAAGGCCGUACCAUCUCAGGUCAGGGCGAGAAUCGAAGUUGCAGGGAGGAGGUGGUUGCAGCACGAUGGCUGGUGGGAGCAGGGCAGGGGGUGUGAUUGGUGGACAAGGAAGUCAGAGGCAGCCAGAAAGAGGAGAGGGCAGCGGGAAGGACAUCGCCAGUUCAAGUACACCUUCGUCGGGGGUGACUUCUAAAGACCCCACACCGGCUAUCGACCCCUUGCUGUUCGUCCCACAACCUGAAGAGAAGCGAAAGAAGUUGCAGGGCGAGAAGGAGAUAUGGAAGCACGUUCCGAUUGGUGGACAAGGAAGUCGGUGGCAGCCGGAAAGAGGAGAGGGCAGCGGGAAGGACAUCGCCAGUUCAAGUACACCUUCGUCGGGGGUGACUUCUAAGGACCCCACACCGGCUACCGACCCCUUGUUGUUCGUCCCACAACCUGAAGAGAAGCAAAAGAAGCUGCAGGGUGAGAAGGAGAUAUGGAAGCACGUGGAACAAGGGCAGGAGGUUGUGCCAAAGGGUCGAGGAGAGGAUUGGCUGAGGUGUUGGCUAUGCUCGACCAUUUGGAGGGGCACAAGCACACGAGUAGUUGAGCACUUCAUGAAGAUGCUCAAGUCGUUCCCUUAUCGGACAAGGGAGAUUGUGCAUAAGGUGGUGGCCCAAGGGGCGAAGGUGCUGCCAAGCGACAAGAAGACUCGCUACCUAUUGCAGAAUUAUCGGCAGCCGCACAACAUGUCGGAGGGGGGGGCUGCAGCAAACGACGAUGAUGCGGACGCUGUUGUUCGUCGUGGUUACGAGGAGCCUCAACCGCUGGGAGGGAGCCACACAAGGGUGGCUCCGCUGCAGCAAACGACCAUCACGAGAUGGGUGGACAACGCAGCUCAAAAGAAGUUGGACAUUGCAUGGGCGGAGGCAAUGUUCCGGGCAGGAAUUGCAUUCAAAUUUUUGAACUUCGACACCACUCUCAAAUUGCAUCAGGUGUCCUUGGAGGUUGCUAAUGCACUACCGAAGGUGAAAUUGCCCUCUACGAAGUACAUGCAGACGGUGAUGUUCGACUUUAUCUUUUUGCGCAUUCAAAAGCAAGUGCAGCCUCUGACUGCAUGCUGGGAUGUCACAGGCUGCACUUUUAUCACGGACGAGACGAGUGAUUGGAGGAAAAGGCCUGUCAUGAAUUUCUUGGCGGCGGGGGAGCAGGGAGCGAUCCUAGUGGCGACGGUUUCGAUGAACGGAAAGAAGAGGACUGGACUGGCGCUGGCCAGACUUUGGGAGAAGAUAAUGAGGGAGGUCGGGCCGCAUCGCAUCAAUGCAAUUUGCUCUGACAAUGCGGAGGUGAACAAGAAGGCCGCACAGGUUUUGGAGCGGCGCACGGACUUGGCGGUUUCACAGAUACCUUGGGUUUCGUGUGCUGCGCAUUGCUGCAGCUUGCUGCUACGAGACUUCAGCAAGUUGGAUUGGAUCAAGGGCACGGUGAAGUGGAGCCACACCAUUGUCAAGUUUAUACGGAACCACCACUGCGCACAUAGCCUAAUGAUGUCGUUGGACGACUCAUUAUCGUUGUUGCGACCGACCGAGGUCCGUUUUGGGUCGGUCUACAUGAUGAUGGAGCGGUUGUACAAUCGUAGGGUGGUUUUGACGCAAAUGGUUGAAGGGAGUCUUGUCGGGAGAUGGAAGGCGAUACGGUGGUCGACAACCAAGUUGCAGUCCAAAGCAGAUGUUGUCUUCUUUACAGUGCGGAGGGAGGGUUGGUGGACGGAGGUGAAGAAGGUGGUGGAGGUGAUGAGCCAUUGUAUGGCUUGCUUCGGAGGAUGGACAAGGACGGGACUGCCCCGUCAAACCUUGUGGAGUACGAACGGCGAAUGGGAGUACGAACGGCUAAUGGAGAGGAUGUUGGCGGAGGUUCGGCAGAUCAGCGGUCCUUGGAAAUCGGAGGCCCACGUGGAGAUUCUAUACGACCUGCAAGAGUUCCACAAGAAACCCACCGCGUACGACCCCUGGCGCAAGGACUUGAAAAUGUGGGAUGAUGAUGCGGUCGCGGAUUGUGGCCGCAUCUCGCCGCCGGAGUGGUGGGCAACUCAUGGCGACGAUGUGUCGAAGCUGCAUUCCAUUGCCAUUAAACGAAUACCACAGCGCAUCAAGCUACCACAGACCGACGCCAGCAUGGAGAUGGUGCUUCGCCCCAGUCCAAUCAAUACAGAUGAGGAGGCGGCCAACCGUGCAAAGGCAUGGGCUGAUGCGGAUCAAGAACGGGUGCAAAGGAGAAUGAGGGAGGAGGAGGAGCGACGCGCAGCCAUACCAACCCGCAGGGAAUUGAAGAAACUAAAGAAGAAGGUUGGAGAGCGAGAAUCGGAGCCAGUGGGGGCUAUGGGCCAGCUAGAGGAGGAGAAAGAAGAGGUGAUGGGCCAGCAAGAGGAGGAGGCAGAACACGAGAUGGGCCAGCCAGCGCAGGAAGAAGAUAAGAUGGAGGAGCAAGAGGAGGACGAAGAAGACGCUGAUAUGGAGCAGCGAGAGGAGACGGAAAAGGAGGAAGGGGAGGGCACGAAACAGCAAGAAGAGGAGCUGGAAGAGAGCGAGAAGGAGCAUCAACAGGAAAAGAUGGAGAACGGCGAGGAGCAGCAGCAGCAGCAGCAUGCACCGAUGACCAUGUACAAGUGUCAGAAGCAAACUGGGGAGGCUGCUGGGUCACAAGAGAAUUCCCCCGACUUCCCAGCCAACAAAGCGGAAGCCCAACAUGACAACCUGUGGGUCAGCAGGGUUGGGAGGAAGAGGAAAGCGCCGGGCGGAAAGGGGGUGUAUUGGGAUCAGGGUGGGGAUCCUGCGCUGCGUGCAGCAGUACAGCCACAGACAGGUGCAAACGCAAAUUCUCAGCCAUCAGCAAAUGCAGAGCUGAAUUCAAAACCACCAUUGAUGAGAUCCCAUCGUACAAGGACACCUACACCGGCUGGCGAGCACUUCAAGAAGUCACUCAAUGCAUUCAGUCAUGUGGUGGGCAAGCGAGGGCGUAAACCACGAAAUGAUGUCACUGGAGCUCAGAACGACAACACCUUAUCUUUCAAGAAAACAGCUUCCAUAUCAAAGGCAGCAAAGGUAUUCAGCUAAGCAUCAAGUUGUUUCCGAACGUGCUUCUCAAUUUAUAAUUGAGCAGUCCAUGUGUUUGAAUCUGCUUGUAACUCUCUCUCUCUCUCUCUCUCUCUCUCUCUCUCUCUCUCUCUCUCUCUCUCUCUCUCUCUCUCUCUCUCUCAGUGCUCGGUCACAUCGUCUGUCCAUCCACCCUCCUUCUCUCUCCCUGUCUGCACACACAGACUCCCACACUAGAGGUAAAGCUGCUUCGAUC